Macrosiphum euphorbiae (potato aphid) is the source of this 414-nucleotide messenger RNA. The record is from the annotation of a GenBank genome assembly. NCBI's taxonomy places the organism in Eukaryota, Metazoa, Arthropoda, Insecta, Hemiptera, Aphididae.
AUGUCCAGAGUACCGACCGUGACCGUGAAUAAGAAGUACAAAAUGGAUGAUAGACCGGAAAAGAAAAACUUAAUAUUAUGGCCAGCCACUGACUUGCACUCGCAAACUCGCAACUCGCUAGGCUCAGCUGGAAACGUGUUGUGUACACUACGUGUAAAUACGUUACAGUGUGUCAGCAGCCUUCGACGCCUCCGUCCAUGUUUGUUCAAAAAACACCUGUUAGGUGGCGCUCGCAUUCUCCCUCGCCAACAUUCCCCAGACGGGCGCACGUCCUCUGCAGACUCUGCCAGGGCCGCCCAACCAUCGACACCUCCCUCCUCCUCUCACCCCAUUUCACCGGAGUACACUGCGUUACCAAUCCGUCCCGGAUAUAAACAAAAUGUUACAUCCCAAGUUUGGUCUAAGUCUAAUUGA